This is a messenger RNA of Gambusia affinis (western mosquitofish), 2113 nucleotides long. RefSeq names its product photoreceptor cilium actin regulator 2 (gene pcare2). The coding region runs from base 42 to 2090 and encodes 682 amino acids. The transcript is spliced from 2 exons. NCBI's taxonomy places the organism in Eukaryota, Metazoa, Chordata, Actinopteri, Cyprinodontiformes, Poeciliidae. The record is from RefSeq and is a predicted model, not a curated record.
UGGCGUUGUACUUUGAGGAAAUCAACCAGGCACUAGAGGAGAUGGCUGAAGAGGGGGAGCUGAUGCUCAAGGAACAUGGAGACAGCAUGAGUUUACCUUCUGGGAUAUUUGGUCAAGCAGUAUGCUCGGCUAAACCUAUGAAUAAUUUUGAUCCAUCACCAGAUCUUUUGCAUCAAUUACUUCAGGAUUCAUCAGAAAAAAUCAGGCAAGUUAAAACCUCAGUGAAGACUCUGAGUGAUACCACACUAGAGGAGGGAAUAGAUUAUUUCUCUUCCUUCUCUAAACUGUAUACUGAGAAGCUUCAGGCUAAGCAGGCUGCAGAGUUUAGGUUGGCUCAAGUACUUGCAAGGGUUGAGACAGUGGCUUUUAGGAAGUCCAACCCAGAAGAUUCUGCACUGCACAGUGAGGACAGUGGUAUUGGUGGAGAGAAUGAGAGUUUGACAGGAUCUGAAAGGAACCAUGGCCACCGUGGGAGCGCUGGAUCAGGAAGUUGUGGGUCUGAAGUUAACAUUCGGGGUAUAUAUCAAAAUUACUCAGCUGGUUUUGUUAGUAAUACUCGAAAUAACGAAGAGGAGGAGGAGGAGGAAGAGGACGAGGAGCAGCAUGCAGAAAAAUAUCAAGAUGAUGAAAUUGAUCAGUUUGAGAGGAAGAGAUCAAACUCUUCUCCACCAGAUCCCUGUCACACUCUUUGUUACAUAUAUGAAAACUCCAUGAAAGAUCAGCAGCCUGCCUUCAAACAACUUUUCAAUGCUGAACUCUCUGAAAUAACAGAGCAACAAAACAGUCAGAUGGAAUUAGAUGAAAAAAUUAAUAUGAUUUCUGAAAUGCAAGGAUUAAAUGACUUUGUAAAGCCGCAGUGCAAUUUGUAUCAAAUUGGACAUCGGCGACAUUCUUUGGAUGGAUCAGCUGGUGAACACAAAAACCAAGACAGAGCCAAUCGACUACCUGGUUCUUUAUCUUCACCAUCAAAUAAACCACUAAAGUGCUAUUCAGUCAGAAGGCUCAUAAAUACAUUUAGCCAAGGGGUUGAUGGGAGACCUGGACAGAGUCUUUCACAUACUGCAACCCACAUCAUGAGGCCCAAUAAAAGUUGUAUUCUUCUAGAGUCUAGAAUAGCUAAUAAGACAGGAGGUGACAUCGUCUCUGGCAACAACAGCAGCAGCUCUCCAGAUGGCAGGGAUGACCUAGAUAUGGAUAAUCUACCACCGCCACCCCUGGAGGUUCUAAUGGACAAUUCCUUUCGACGCAUUGAAGACCAACUACAAAAUGAAAAGCUACAUGAAGAUCCAGUUCUGACUCUUCCGUUAAUACACCAGACCACUGGGAUUUCCCAGCGAAGGAAGAUAGUUAUGCAGAAUGUGGAAGUUCUGCCAAACAAAGCAAAGUUGAAACUGGAAACAGAUCUGUCUGAACAAACUGAGAAAGCGAAAAGAAUCUACAAACAAGCAAGAAAGAUUAUCCAUUUGCGCAAUGCAGGAGAAUCCACCGACAUGAAAAAUGUUCAAAUUCCAGUCUCAGGAGAUUUAUUAUCCCUUCAAGCUGCAAGACGUGAAGGGAAUGAGUUACCCUCCUGCAGUCUGCCCGUCAUAGCACCACCUGUUUCAAGAGUGCGCUUGCCACCAUCAUGUCCUUCUGUGCACCACACCAUUCCACGUCCCCCUGCCUUCAGACAGCAUCCCAACUCUGGAUCCUCUUCUCGCCCAAAUUCUCCAAGAAAACUUACACGCGCAAAUGAUAACAGCACAGAACAGAUCAUUCCUCAUAUGUCCUUUCAUGAUGCCCGCUCAGUCUUCUGUCAAAAUGAGUUGAAAACUUCCCAACCCUGCCUGCCCUUUGGAAGUUCUGUUCUCCCCAGAAAAUGGGGGGAAGUCUCUCGAGGCAGGUCAUCCACAAGAGAAAGAGAGAAUUCAACCCGUCGCACACAGUCAGAACAGAGGCCUGGAAUGACUUCCUAUUCAGACUUGGAAACAGAUGCCCAUUUGACAUCCCAGCAAACCAAGGAAGAUGAACCUGUUGCAGAAAAAAACAGUCUAGACAACUCUCUGAAGACAGAGGAAAAGUCCGAGGGGGAUCCAGCUGCUGAAAACUGAUUCUGGUUGGGGUUGAACAAAUC